Molecule: messenger RNA, 2875 nt
Organism: Stegostoma tigrinum
Lineage: Eukaryota; Metazoa; Chordata; Chondrichthyes; Orectolobiformes; Stegostomatidae
Gene: capn3a
Product: calpain 3a, (p94)
Exons: 23
Coding region: 425-2767 (780 amino acids)
Biological process (GO): negative regulation of apoptotic process; proteolysis
Cellular component (GO): cytoplasm
Molecular function (GO): calcium ion binding; calcium-dependent cysteine-type endopeptidase activity
Source: RefSeq, a predicted model, not a curated record
UGAGCCAAGGCCAAUUCUGGAAAAUCCAACAGACGUAUCGUUCAACAAGUGGAUGAUUAUUUGAUUUUUAAAAAAAAUUUCAAUGUGGAAGACUGUGGAGAAGGCUUACUGAGGUUAUACAAAACAGCAUUGAAUCUUGUGAGCAAUCCGGAACCAAAACGUUUUUGAAGUCCCUGGUGCCACUCGUGUUGUUUGGUGGAGUAGUCUGUCCAAAUGAUUUCUGCCUUUUACCUCAAGGAAGCUGAUUGAAAUGUUUUGCUAGUGUUUAUAACUGAAAAAGUAACUAACCUGUUUCCCUGUUUUAUGAAACCAGGUAGUUUCCUUCCUGUGUCUGUGGCCUGCAUAUCUUUCUCUUAUUAACAGAUCUCUUUUUCACUGCACUGUUUUGAAAUAUUGUGUUCCUGUGCCUCAUGUCAUCAACUCGAUGCAGGAAUCACGACCAGUCCAGACCCAAUCCAAAAUGGCUGGCAAAGCUGCAUUGUAUCCUAUCAUCAAUCGUAACAAGGAUAUUACCUAUGCCAAGAGCGGGGUCUUUCAGCAGCUGAAGGACGAGUGCCUGAGAAAAGGUGUCUUGUUUGAAGACGAGGAAUUCCCUGCCAAUGACUCCUCACUUUUUUACUCUGUGGGUAUGCCCUUCAAGCUGGAAUGGAAAAGACCCCCAGAAAUCUGUGAGAAUCCAAAGUUCAUCAUUGGUGGAGCCUCAAGAACUGAUAUCUGUCAAGGAGAUUUGGGUGAUUGCUGGUUUCUGGCUGCCAUUGCAUGUCUCACUCUUAAUGAGAAGCUGCUGUACCGGGUUAUUCCUCGUGAUCAGUACUUUACAGAGAACUAUGCUGGAAUCUUCCACUUUCAGUUCUGGCGUUUCGGUGACUGGGUGGAUGUCACUGUUGAUGACCGAAUUCCCACAUUCAACAACCAGUUGGUUUUUACCAAAUCUGCUGAGCGAAAUGAGUUUUGGAGUGCUCUGUUGGAGAAGGCCUAUGCCAAGUUGCAUGGAUCAUAUGAAGCACUGAAAGGUGGUAAUACCACAGAAGCCAUGGAAGAUUUUACUGGUGGUGUUACUGAAUUCUUUGAGAUAAAGGAAGCCCCCAAGGAUCUGUUCAAGAUCUUGAAGAAGGCAACAGAGAGGGGCUCCCUUAUGGGUUGUUCAAUUGAUGAAAGUAUGUUUCAUGGGACCGGUUUUAUGCCAGAAGCACAGAUCCAAAGGUUUCUGUCUCGCUCUUUAAUCGCUGCAGAUGGAUCCAAGGCCAAAGUUGGUGAUCAGAGCAAGAAUUUUGAUGACUUUCCUGUCAGGUCUUUCGUACCUCAGCAGUUUGAAACACGAACAGCCAGUGGUUUGGUCAGAGGACAUGCCUAUUCUGUAACCAGUGUGGAUGAAGUUACUUACAAAGGUCAGAAUGUGAAGUUGGUGCGUUUGAGGAAUCCAUGGGGAGCAGUGGAGUGGAAUGGGUCCUGGAGUGAUAAGGCCCGGGAGUGGUCUGAGAUUGAGAAAAGGCAAAAGCAACGACUUCAGCACCAAAUGAAAGAAGAUGGAGAGUUCUGGAUGUCUUUUGAUGAUUUUAAGAGGAAUUUCACAAAGCUGGAGAUUUGUAACCUGACACCAGAUGCACUAUGCGAUGACAAGCUCCAUAGGUGGACAGUAUCCAUCAAUGAAGGACGGUGGGUAAAAGGCUGUUCAGCUGGGGGCUGCCGUAAUUAUCCAGACACAUUCUGGACGAAUCCUCAGUAUCGACUGAAACUCUGUGAGGAGGAUGAUGACCCCGAUGUUGCUGAGGUCCUCUGCACCUUUGUUGUUGCUCUAAUGCAAAAGAAUCGUCGGAAGGAACGCAGAAUGGGUUUCAACUUCCACACCAUUGGAUUUGCUAUUUAUGAGGUGCCCAAAGAGAUGCAAGGUAAUAAACAACACCUUCCCAAAGAUUUCUUCCUCUACCGGGCAUCUAAGAGCAGGUCUAAGUCAUAUAUCAACCUACGUGAGGUAACACAACGUUUCAGCCUCCCCCCUGGGGAGUACGUCAUUGUCCCUUCCACAUAUGAUCCUCACCAAGAAGGAGAGUUCAUCCUGAGGGUCUUCUCAGAAAAACCGAACCUGUCAGAGGGAACUGAGAGCCAGAUCUUAGAUGACAACCCCAAGCCAAUCAUCUUUGUUUCUGAUAGAACUAAGGACACUGCAGACUCAAAGACGGAGAAGGAGAACAAAGCUGAAGACAGGAAAAAGAUUAAGACUGUGUCAACAACAGCUCAGGAGGAGAGUGAGGAAGACCUCCAGUUCCGCCGUAUUUUUGAACAGAUUUCAGGAGCUGACAUGCAGAUCUCUGCAUUGGAACUGAGGAAUAUCCUAAACCGUGUUGUUAAAAAACACAAAAUGAAAACUGAAGGGUUCGGCCUUGAGUCUUGUCGCAGUAUGGUUGCCCUUAUGGAUACGGAUGGAUCUGGAAAGCUUAAUCUGAUGGAGUUUAAGCAGCUCUGGAACAAAAUUAAGAAAUGGCAGGCAAUCUUUAAGGAAUAUGACAAGGAUAAUUCUGGCAUGAUUGACAGCUAUGAAAUGCGCACAGCUGUGAAUGAUGCAGGCUUCCGCCUGAACAGCCAACUCUAUGAGAUCAUCUCCAUGCGCUAUGCCAAUGAAGAUAUGAAUCUGGACUUUGACAGCUUCAUCUGUUGCCUUGUGAGACUGGAAGGAAUGUUCCGAGCGUUUCAUGCCUUUGAUAAAGAUGGUGAUGGAAUCAUUAAACUCAGUAUUCUGGAGUGGUUGCAACUCACCUUAUAUGCUUAAAUGUCUCAGGACAUCUGGUGGCCUACAUGCCUGGCUAUUACCUCAAGUUCAACACUCAAACCUCAACAGCAGAAUAUGCAAAGUCAGCCUCUUCUACACAUGAUGACA